AUGGAUUCUGAGAUUGCUAGGAAGCGACGAGCAAGCUUGAAUGCAUCACCGGCAAAGCCAGAAUUUGUGGAAUAUGAUCAGAGCGAGGAUAAGGGCUCGGCGGCAAAUGAUAGUGGUGUCGACAAACCAUUGAAACCGAAAAAGAAGUAUCGGUUCACUCCAUUUGGUAAGGAGAUGGUGCAGGAUAAUAACCAGGAUACAAUUCUACGCUCGAUUCCUGUUUCCUUUGUUAAAAAUACGAGGCGCGUUCAAAUAGCACAAGCAGAUAUCGAUCCACCACAAGCAGAGGGGGAGUCGGAAAAUUACGAGAAUUUGGGGGACCAAGUGGACUUGGGGGAGCCGUUUGUUCGCUCCGAAGUUCAAAACCCAGAAAAUGCACCGUCAGAAGAAGUUAUAUGGCAGUAUUUUCCUUCCAAAGUUUCUCGGGAAAUCACUUCACGUCAAGAAAGAGGAGUUCUAUCGUCUUCUCAAGAAUCCCUUCUAGAAGUGGCACACCAAUCGUCUACUCCAAUAGUUCAUGACAAGUUCAAAACUGUGCUCAAUUUUUCGCACAUUAAUAUAGAUGAAGGUAGGGAUGAAGAAGGUAGACUUUUCGAGUCAAGGAAAGCUUCGUUGAGGCAAAGCUCUACCACGAGAAGCUCCACGAUACAGCCAGCAAUUCUCGCUUCAACGCGGGACAUUGAAGAUAUUAUACAUGAUAUUGAGGGUGGAUUUGAACGGAAGUCAAAAUCAUGCUGCGCAGAUUUACCGUCCUCACCAAUGAAAUCCCAUCCUCCGAAUAGAAAUGGAUAUGAAAUCGGCUUGCCCACUUCAGACUCUAUUGAAGAUGAUGAUUCAUUAAUCCAUAUACUUACUCAAAGGUACACAGACGAAAAAGAGCAAGCCAAAUCCUCCAAUUCGUAUUCUUUACAAGAUGAUGAAUCUAGUGAGCAUUCGGACGACGACUCUCUCCUCGACUUGUUGGAAAAUCAAAAGGAUCAAGAGACUCAGAAAGACGACAGGUUAGGAGUAGAAGAGGGUCUUGACGUGGUUCAGGAAAUCUUUUCUCAAAAACUGUCGAUUUCGGAGGAAAAACUAGAGGCCUACAAGGAAUUGGUAGACUUUUCAGUUGAUAGAGAAGAUUUUGUAAGGCUUGUCAUAGUGAGUGUUAACGUACCAGCUGUACACAACGCCACAGGGGAAAAGCACCUGACGUGUAUUAACAAACAUGGUGAAAGAACCAGUUUGACAAUCCGCCCUCCAUGGACAGUUUUAGAAUACGAGGAAGGAGAUGUCCUUCACAUAAUAAAGGGCCAAAACGUUAACGAUUUCAGCGUUCUUUCUAAUGAAGUUAACCCUAAAAGUAAGCGAAUCAAUGACAAUUUGCUCGUACAGAAUCCGGAUAUUCUUCUUUCGGCAACAACAGUUGGAAAAUCCGUUGAGUGUUCUAGAAGAUCUCUCCUGUCUAGUCUAUUUUCUGGUCCUAUGGAACCGAGUCUUCCUGCUUUGAUAGGAAAUAUUGUACACGAGAUUCUUCAAAGUGGCCUUCGUCAUCGUUUGCAAAAUGACUGUGUGACUCAACAUUUAUUGAAGUCACAGUGUCAAAAGGUGUGCGACGAAUAUGAGACUGAAAUUGUGAUGUGCGGGUCUUCGAAAGACGCUGUCGUCGAUAUCGUCUGCGAGGAACAUAUACCCAAUAUCGUAAAGUUCAUCAACGACUACGUCACAGAGCAAGGAGAGUCCCUGAUAAAUGUGAGUGGGACUAGAUCAAAAGAGCCCUUCUCAAUUAAUAAUAUAAUAGAUAUUGAGGAAAACAUUUGGUCGCCAGUUUUUGGUAUCAAAGGUUUUCUCGAUGCUACUAUAGAAGCCAGAUCAGCUGAAGGUAAAUUUUACGUUGCACCUCUCGAGAUCAAGUCAGGUCGGACUAAAUCUUUGGCCCAUGAGGUACAAGGUAGCCUCUAUACCCUCUUACUGAGAGACAGAUACGAGAUUCCAGUAUCGUUUUUCCUCCUCUAUUAUACAAGAACAAAUGAAUUUGUCAAGCACAAUACGAUUUUGAUGUCAUUGAAGCACUUGCUAAUUCUUCGAAAUCAGUUGUCGAGGCAUUUGAAGCAUGGAAUAGAUGAGAUACGCGAUCCUCUAUGGAAAGCGCGAAUGUUACCAUCAAUCCUAAGAAGCUCUGCCUGUGACAAUUGCUUUACGAAAGAGGCAUGCAUGGUCAUCAACAAGCUUAGUGAAAGUGGUACGGCACAUGACAGUGGUCUCAAGCCCGGGGAAUACGAAAGCAUAACGUCGCACCUUAAUACAGGUCUUGACAAGGACUUCUACGAGCAUUACGAAAAUUUAAUUACCAAAGAGGAAUCGAGUUUGAAUGGAAUUAACAAUGAAAUGUUUCUUCUAAAGAGUACAACAAGAGAAUCCCUAAGCGGCAAAUGCCUUUCCGAAUUAUGCAUUUCGGAUUACAGGAGUGGUGACGAAAAUAUUUAUUUCUACACGUUUGUGAGGAAAAACUCCGAUUUAGUCAAACCGCCGAUGACGUACUCACAACUAUCGCUUUAUGAUAUGGUUAUAAUAAGCGAUGAGCAAGGGCAUUUUGCGUUGUGUACGGGACGCGUAUCGGCAAUUAUGAAGGAAAGCAUUACAAUCAAAACUACCCGACGGCUCGACCUACAUGAUGUUCACGGCUCGGACUUUGAGAGCAAGGAUAAGCAGCGUUACGAAAGUGUAUUGAGACCGCGCUCGAGCUUGCGACAAGCAAGUGGUUCAAAUAAUAUUUCCUAUAGGAUUGACAGGAACGAGAUUCAACAAGGUCUUGCUUUGGCUAGGUACAAUGUGCUUAAUCUCUUUCUUCCUCCCGUAUCCAAAGGUCCUGCUGCAGGCGCUGAACAAAAUGACGAUCUCUUACCAUUGAAACCCUCGCUUGGUGGAGAUAGCAAAAGGCGGGAGCUUAUUGUGGAAAACAGGAAGCCUGUUUUUAAGCCUUUUGAUGCGAAAUCCUUGAUUUCGAGUCUCAAAGGUAAAUUUAAUCAAGAUCAAAUUCAGGCCAUAAAAUUAGCACUCGAAGCACAAGAUUACGCGCUCAUUUUGGGUAUGCCAGGAACAGGAAAAACAACGGUCAUCGCCGAAAUAAUUAGACAGCUGGUAUCUAUGGGAAAGACUGUUCUACUGACGUCUUACACGCAUUCCGCUGUCGAUAAUAUUCUUUUGAAACUUCUCAAUGACAAUAUUUCUACGAUUCGUUUGGGCCAUAAACAUAAGAUUCAUUCAGAUGCCCAGAGGUUUAUGCUAGAUUUCACGGAAUCUCAAAGUUACGAGGAUCUUAUUAAAUCAGUUCAAGGUGCCAGCGUUGUUGCGACAACAUGCCUUGGAAUUCAUGAUAGUUUGCUAAAUUUCCGUGAAGCAGAUUUCGAUUAUGUUAUUUUAGAUGAGGCGAGUCAACUUUCUCUCCCAAUCGCCUUGGGGCCUCUUCGUUUCGGAGAAAAGUUCAUCAUGGUAGGCGAUCAUUACCAGCUGCCACCUUUGGUGAGAAAUGAAGCUGCGCGCAUAGGUGGGUUAGAAGUCUCGCUUUUUAAGAAUCUCUGCGAAAGACACCGCGAGUGUAUUGCCGAACUGACGUAUCAGUACAGAAUGUGCGAAGACAUAAUGGCGCUUUCGAAUCAUAUCAUAUACGAUCAAAAGCUAAAAUGUGGUACAGAACAGGUUAAGAAUGGAAGACUUGAAAUUCCUAAUAUUGAUAAGCUGGUGGAUUAUAAAUAUAUUGUGAAUUCGAAGAACUGGCUUUACGACGUUCUCGAUAGUGAAAAGAAGGUCAUAUUUCUGGAUUAUGACGACUGCGAGGAAAUUACAGAGAUUUGUGACAAAGACAACAUAAGAAAUCCAGGCGAGGCUAAACUCGUAGGAAUCUGUGUGAGGGCAAUGGUUAAUUGCGGCGUUGAUCGAAGAUCUAUUGGAAUCAUGACCACGUAUCGAGCUCAGUUGCGCGUUUUGAAGAAGAUUUUCAGUCAAAAGGACGAUGAGAACCUUGAAGUCCUCACAGCAGAUCAAUUUCAAGGUCGUGACAAAGACUGCGUAAUCAUUUCAAUGGUGAGACGCAACCCUCAACUCAAUAGUGGUUCCUUACUAAAAGACUUGCGGCGCGUAAACGUAGCAAUGACAAGAGCGAAAACUAAACUAAUUAUUAUCGGGUCAAGAAGUACCAUUGGCUCAACUGAGGUUCUAAAGGAUUUCUUUUCGAUGCUGAAGGCUCGAAACUGGAUUUACGAGUUACCGAAGGACUGUCUGAGAACCUAUCGUCUGGACUACAAAGAUUCUUCCCAAGGAGACGCUGUAAGAAAACACAUGUCUGUUCCCCUCAGAGUCAAAAAUAUCACCUCUGAUUCUAAGUUGGUCGAGGACAAACCCAUGGUCCGCGACAUCCUAAAUGGUAUGUGA
Messenger RNA from Lachancea mirantina, 4410 nucleotides. The record is from the annotation of a GenBank genome assembly. NCBI's taxonomy places the organism in Eukaryota, Fungi, Ascomycota, Saccharomycetes, Saccharomycetales, Saccharomycetaceae.